GCGGGGGGCGGCGAGCGCCGGCCGGAGGAUGCAGGCGGGGCGGGCGGCGGCGGGCUGCCGUUCCCGGGUCGGGCAGCUAGAGAGCAGUGCAGGGAGCGGAAUCCCGGCCGAGGAGGCCCUGCGCGGCGGCGGCCGGGCGCUGGGAGCUCCCUUCCUGUCGGGGGCGGCUCUGGGCCGGAGGCCGUGAGAGGAGCCGAGCGGCGGCGGAGGCCCGGGCCGGCUCCCCUCCGCUCCCCCGCUCCUCCUCUCCCAUGGCGGAGACUAAAAUCAUCUACCACAUAGACGAGGAGGAGACGCCGUAUCUGGUGAAGCUGCCCGUCCCGCCGGAAAAAGUCACUCUGGCCGAUUUCAAAAAUGUCCUCAGCAACCGGCCCGUGCACAGCUUCAAGUUCUUCUUCAAGUCCAUGGACCAGGAUUUCGGGGUGGUAAAGGAGGAGAUCUCAGAUGACAAUGCAAAGCUACCUUGCUUCAAUGGAAGAGUGGUGUCCUGGCUGGUCCUGGCUGAAAGCUCCCACUCUGACACAGGCUCCCAGUGCACCGAGAGCCACCCAGACCUUCCGCCACCCAUUGAGAGGACAGGAGGCAUUGGAGACUCCCGACCUCCAUCAUUCCACCCCAAUGCUGCCAGCAGCAGGGAUGGCCUGGACAAUGAAACAGGAACAGAAUCAGUCAUCAGCCACCGGCGAGACAGGCACCGGCGGAGGAACAGAGAAGGGCACGAGGAUGUCCCUCGGAUCAAUGGGCACCCAAAGCUGGACAGACACCGUGAGCACCCUCCAGGAUACGACAGCUCUUCUACCAUGAUGAGCAGUGAGCUGGAGUCCAGCAGCUUCAUCGACUCUGACGAUGACGACAACACCAGCAGGCUGAGCAGCUCCACUGAGCAGAGCACUUCAUCCCGGCUCAUCCGCAAGCACAAGCGCAGGAGGAGGAAACAAAGGAUGCGGCAGAUUGACAGGUCAUCUUCGUUCAGCAGCAUCACUGAUUCCACCAUGUCCCUAAAUAUCAUCACUGUCACACUCAACAUGGAGAAGUAUAACUUCCUGGGAAUCAGCAUUGUAGGACAGAGCAAUGACCGGGGUGAUGGUGGCAUAUACAUUGGCUCUAUUAUGAAAGGAGGGGCUGUGGCAGCAGAUGGCCGAAUUGAACCAGGAGACAUGCUUCUGCAGGUGAAUGAUGUCAAUUUUGAGAACAUGAGCAAUGACGACGCCGUGCGGGUCCUACGGGAAAUAGUCUCCAAACCAGGACCUAUUAGCCUAACAGUAGCCAAAUGCUGGGACCCUACUCCCAGGAGUUAUUUCACCAUCCCCAGGGCUGAACCAGUGAGGCCAAUCGACCCUGCAGCGUGGAUCUCUCAUACCACAGCCAUGACGGGAGCGUACCCCCGUUACGGUAUGAGCCCCUCCAUGAGCAUCACCACAUCUACCAGCUCCUCACUAACAAGCUCAAUUCCCGAGUCGGAAAAAUUAGAAGAAUCUCCCUUAACUGUGAAGAGUGACAUGGCUACUAUUGUCAAGGUUAUGCAGCUACCAGACUCGGGCCUCGAAAUUCGGGACAGGAUGUGGUUAAAAAUCACCAUCUCCAAUGCAGUGAUAGGAGCAGAUGUGGUUGACUGGCUUUACACACACGUGGAAGGCUUCAAAGACCGCCGGGAGGCUAGAAAGUAUGCCAGCAGCAUGUUAAAACAUGGCUACCUCAGGCACACUGUGAACAAAAUCACCUUCUCUGAGCAGUGCUAUUAUGUCUUUGGAGACCUCUGUGGCAAUCUGGCUGCACUGAACCUGAACAACGGUUCUAGCGGAGCCUCGGAUCAGGACACUCUCGCUCCACUUCCACAUCCUGCUGCUCCCUGGCCAUUAGGCCAAGGAUACCCAUACCAGUAUCCUCUGCCCCCUCCAUGUUUUCCACCAGCAUACCAAGACCCAGGCUUUAGCUAUGGUAGUGGCAGUGCAGGGAGCCAGCAAAGUGAAGGAAGCAAAAGCAGCGGCUCGAACCGAAGCACCAGCGAGAACAGCAGGAGAGGCCUUGGCAGAGACAAGGAGCGCAAGUCGGGCGGCAGCGGCAGCGAGUCGGAGCACACGGCCCGCAGCGGCGCGCGGCGCGACAGGCCCGGCAGCCAGCUCAGCCAGCGCAGCCACGGCUCCGCCGCCCACAGCGACAGGAGCCACCACAGCCAGCACUCCUACGGGCCUCCCGGGGUGCCACCCCUCUACAACCUCCCCAAACUGGGCUCCAAAGUCUACGGGACGAGCGGCCCGCCCGGAGGGCCCCCCGUGAGGGAACUGAGCUCCGUGCCGCCGGAGCUGACGGGCAGCCGACAGUCCUUCCAGAAGGCCAUGGGCAACCCUUGUGAAUUCUUUGUGGACAUCAUGUGAGAGGAAAGUGCCUUCAGACUCUGCUGGGGGAAGGGAUUGUUUGAGGGGCUGGCUGGGUCACUUGGUUGGCCUCCAACACUUGGUGGAAGGGACUCGGCUGUGUUGCGUGUCCCAGCCUCCUGGUUUGCAGGUGUGUUGCAGAAAAAGUAAGAAGUAUGCUAAAAAAAAGGAAAAACAACCCACAAAACUGAUCCAGCCCUCCCCCCUGGGAUUGUUAAAUAUCAGCAAAUCCAUGGCAUCUUUUCCUUCUCCCUUUUCCCUUCCCUCCCUCUUGUUUUUGAUGGUGGAUGGCUGGUGUAUGUUCACAUCUUAACAAGCUUUGGUAACUGUGGCACCUGCUUCAAUGCAAUGAGUGUCUGUUUGAUGGCUGGUUCAAAGCCUGUUCUUUCACGACUUCUAAAUUUCCAGUAAUGCAUAGGAGCACUUUUUCCCUCCCCCCCCUCCUCUUACAAGGCAAAAUGAGGGUUGGCUGGUGUCUGUGCUACUGCCCUGUGAUGCUGUUUGUUGCGUGCAUCAGUCAGCACUCGACGUGGCCACACAACACGUGCUUGGGAAGGAGCAGGCUCAGACCAGUUCCCAGCAGAAGGCAAAGCUGUGGCUACCAGCUUCUGCUGACUAGGGAGUGUAAAUCAAUCUGUCUUUCCUUUUCCUUGGGUUCUUUUUAAGACGUUGUUCUAUCAAGGGAGCGCUGGGGCCUUGCUGCUGUGUGUGUUCAGUGUGCAGAGCUUGUAAAGCUGGUUCAUGUAGUGUCAGGACGCUGACUGUGUAGCUGCUGCCUGUUCUGGGGCAUUUCAGCCACAUCCCUGCUGACAGAUGUGCCUGUUUCUUUUGCUUAUAGUGCAAGUAGGCUUGUUUGCAGGCUUUAGAAGUUUCCACAGAGAUAGGACAGUUGCUGCUGUGUGGUUCUGAUUGUGUUGCUGCAGCUUUUUCUUUUCUAAGGGGAUCUUGAUCCCGUUCUAGCAGAGACGUAGGUAAAUCCUGGCUCCCACUGGGACCUGGCUGUUCAUUUUGAUCACCUCUUUGUCCAUUCUUAAUUUCUGAGCAGUAUCUUUCUCCUGAAAUAGAAACCUGGAGAUGUCUGAUCCCCAUUGCAUUGUUACCCCAGGGAACGUGUUCUGAGCACAGGUUGGGGCUCGCUGGUAGCAGAGAGGUGAGAGGGUGAGAACAGCUCAUAAAUGGUACAGUGAAUGAAGCUUUAUACCUGACACAGAGCGAGACCCAGGCUAAAAGCUCCUGCUGGGAGCUCUGACUUAAGCAACUGCUGUUGUAUAUCCCCCAAGAUUUCAUGACUGUGUAUUUUUCUCUCUAAGGCUAUGGAUGCUUGAUAAAAUACAUUCAGGAACCUUCACUGAUGUUUAAGAAGCUUUUUGAAAGUACCUGAAUCAGGGCAUGGCAAGAGCACACCCACACUCUGUUCUGGUGGCUCCUUUCAUGGGAUGUAUGUGUUAGGCUGCAGUCACUUAGUGGCAUUUGACCAUGGGGCCAUGCCUCAGUGAAAUCCUCUCUUGUGAGACACCUGCUUCUGGCAGGUUUUAGGACAGGUGCUUUAAAAUCAGUCCUUACUGUACAUAAGCAUUUUCUUCACUGGUAAGAAGCUUCUUCUUGUUAUGUUCCAUGCUUUAUGGAUAGUGUGAAUAUCCAAAAUGAAUGUCAAAGGAGAACGUGGCUUUCUCACUGUAUCCAUGUAUAUAGCAUAGAGUAUAUUCAUGUUCCUUGGUCACCCUGAGAAGUUACUCUUCAAACUGUCCAUUUUGUAUGUUGCUCUUUCUGAUGGGUAUUUUUUUCACUCCUUCUUUUCUUAUUCCAUGUCUGUGUGCAAACACGUCCCUUCUCCAAAAGCCUGAGGCACGUUUUCCAACGCCUGUGUUUCACUGGAGACUUAAGUCUCACUUUCAGAAGGGAGCUAGGCCUUUAGGAAACUGUGUCACUCAGGCUAGGCACUUCAGUCACUGGGCUUCUGAACUAGCUGAGGGCUUUUGGACAGUUUUCUUUACAGAAGCCUCCCAGGACACGUACAUCGGGUUCCUGAAAGCGGUGCUGUCAGCACGGUCCAUCCCAUGGGCUAGCGGAGAUUGCAGAGUUGGUGGUGGCUUCUUCAAAAGAACCACACCACCCAAAGCUUGACUGUCUAACAGUAUCCUUUCUUUUCCUUCCCUCCUCCCAGUAACACAGCAAAGAUGCAAACUAACUCAGUACAAUGUUUGGAAAGGUUGAUGUUUCAAGCGAGGGAGUAAGUCAGGGUAAAAUAACGCUGUGAUUCUGCUGUGUCUCCAGCAGACACUGGUAAGGAGUCUUUGACUCUACUGACAAUCACUAGUGGUUCUCCUUUUACAUGAAUUUGAGCUUUUCUGGUCCCUGAUAGGAUUUUUCUGUCCCACUUUGUUAAGGCAGAACUUACCAGGGCUGGAGGAGAUGACUCAUUUCAAUAAGAUAUUUCCAAGCUGAGGGCAAAGAAACCUGUUUCAUUUCCUUCUGGCUUUUCAAGAGUUGCAGUUUACACAUCUGAUGGGUUGGGCUUUUUGUCUUUUUAUGCUGUUGGCAGAAACUGUGUCUUGCUGGUCUUUGCUGCUAUGUUGAAACGACUGUGUUAUAUACUUGGUGUGUGUGUGGGUAACUCUGGAAUGAGGCUGCCAGUCCAUAGCAUAGGUGUGGGAAAGCAUUUGUCUGCAGAGGAAAUCAGACUGCUAAACACAGCCUGAACUAGCUUCUCCCACAAAGGAGCAUCCAUUUCAGGCAGAUGCUGGGUGUAGUGGUUAAUACUGUAGAGCUUGUAGAACCUGCCAUUUACAAAGAGCAGUAGGAGAAUGUACAUGACCCUUCUGUGAACAGUGCAAUACAUAAUGGCCACGGUGUGUAAAACAAAAGCUUGGUUUCCCUGCCUUGUGGUGUACAGCAGAGAGGCUGCUUGGAGUGAAUGGAAAGUUAGGCCUGAAACAUUGCUAGCUCUUAAUUCUCAGAAGUGAACAAAGACAGGAGAUUUCCCAGAUCCCUCCUUGGCUUUCAGUGCAUGUGCAUGUGUCUUUGCUACAAGGGAGCCUUGGGGCCUAACUGCAAGUUUCUCCUGUUGGGUACAGUACUACCUGCAGAAAGAAGUGCCACUGAUGCCAAUGAAACUACUCACAAUAGGAAAGACUGUGCCAGAUGGAGGUUUGAAGGCUGGAGUCCUGCAGAACUCUCUGUUUCUCUCACCAGGGGCUGAAAUUGUUCUCUGAUUUUAAUGUCAAGUAACUGGCACUGGCUGGGCUCUGGAAUGCAUGACCUGUGCCUCUGACAACAGUGAGAGGUUAUGGGUUGGCUCUGUAGGGCAUUGAAACAACCUCAUAACAGGAGCCUUAAGUAGGUGACAUCAUCCUGGAAGUGAGACCCUCGACGUGUGCUUGUGCUGUGCAGCUCACUGUUCAUGCAUGCCUGCCAAGAGCUUUGAACAAGGACUAACAGGUAUGUUUGGAAGCUGAUGUCUCCUGUCCAAAGGAGGUAGAUCUGUAGGGGUAGUGUACCCACCUGGUGUAUGAACUCUGAGGAGUAAGGUUUGUUGGUAAAUAGUCUUAAAAGCACUGCUACUGUCUUUUACCUCCUGUUCAUAAAUCUACUUUUCAAAGGUAACAGUCCCCUGGACACUUUAUCCAAAGGUAUAUUGGAUGGCAAGCAAUGAUGCACAGACAUUGACUUUGGACAUUGUUUUUGUUCUGUUCAAAUGGGCAGUCCCAGCUGGAGACUUGACAGCUCAUGAGUUGAUGUAAUUGUUUUUGUUUUUGCAUUGAACUGGAUUGUAAUAAGAUUGACUUAAAGUUAUUAAUUCUAAUCAGUGAUUAGAAAUACAUGUAAAGAAUUUUAUGUACAGUAGAGGAACAAAGUUACAUGAUUUUAAAUAAUGAAACCCCAGACUAUCACCUAUCCUAGAACUGGUUCUACUCAAAGAGUGACCUCUGACUAGCAUGGACUGCACUGUUCCUGUUAAAUGUCUAUUGCCUAAUUGAGUUCUUUUUUGUAGAUAUUGUAUUAAAACCCAAGUGUCUGUAUAGUUAAUAUAUAGCUGCUUAUGUGUAAAUGCUAUUUUAAACACUAAAAA
Molecule: messenger RNA, 6444 nt
Organism: Colius striatus (speckled mousebird)
Lineage: Eukaryota; Metazoa; Chordata; Aves; Coliiformes; Coliidae
Gene: DVL1
Product: dishevelled segment polarity protein 1
Exons: 15
Coding region: 252-2375 (707 amino acids)
Biological process (GO): intracellular signal transduction; canonical Wnt signaling pathway
Cellular component (GO): cytosol
Molecular function (GO): frizzled binding
Source: RefSeq, a predicted model, not a curated record